Epinephelus fuscoguttatus (brown-marbled grouper) is the source of this 10316-nucleotide messenger RNA. It is a transcript of the gene slc7a14a, whose product is annotated as solute carrier family 7 member 14a. The record is from RefSeq and is a predicted model, not a curated record. The coding region runs from base 1275 to 3572 and encodes 765 amino acids. Gene Ontology annotation, molecular function: amino acid transmembrane transporter activity. Gene Ontology annotation, cellular component: plasma membrane. The transcript has 12 exons. Gene Ontology annotation, biological process: amino acid transport; transmembrane transport. Lineage: Eukaryota; Metazoa; Chordata; Actinopteri; Perciformes; Serranidae.
CAAACAUAAUUCCCAUACAAUUUCAAAUCAUUUAAAAUUAUGAUUUUCCAAUAACACCAUAAAAACUAUGUUAGGUGGCUCCAGAAAGUUUUUCUGUGUCAAAAAUAUGGCUCUUUAGGUUGCUGACCUCUGGAUGACCUACAACAGCAGGCAAUUAAAGUAAAUGUGACCCAGCUGCACUCUGAUUGGCUAAUUGCUAAUGACUCUUCAUGUGUUGGCGGAAGUUCGCACUUCUUAAAAGAAGAUAGCAACUGGUGGAGAUGAACAAUAUGGAUUAUCUUUUACGGCCCAAACGUUAAAGUCUGCUUUUUGAAGAAAAACUGGACAUUAAACUCCUCUAUAUCCACCAGCCACGGAAUAUUAUCAUAAACCAAACAGCUGCUAAAAAUAACAUAAUUUACCAAGUGGCUAACCGCUAGCAUGUUAGAGGCUAACUGCUAGCAUACCAGAGGCUAACUGCUCGCGCUGCUCGCUUGUCAGAGAAGACGCUUCUCUGCUUCCGGUUGGAGAUGGUACCUGGUCAAGAGCAGUGUUCCAGGAUGUCCAGCAUCUUUCUGAGCGGCCUACCAAACAUGAAAACAGCAGUUCAGUGCGGUGUAUUUGGGUUUGCUGUGUCAUCGCCUGCAAAUGGAGGAAACGAACAGUUAAACAGCUAAUUGAGAAGAACAGAUUUUGCAGCAGAGUGGAUACACUAGACCUUCGCUGCUUUUUGGUACAGACAGCUGUGGACGUGAUCCAGCAGCACAGAGAAGGAGAGGCUUUCCACCGUAAGGCUCCAAGAUAAUAUUAUCGUCUCUCUUCUGCUUGGAAGUGCUGUGGAGCCAGAGCACCAGCGGAGGCCGACGCUAAUGACCCCAUCCGAGGAGCGAACACCUGUGGGAAUGGCCGACCUCAAAAGAGCUGCAGAGGAUCAUGGGAUGGGACCCGCGGUGCCUCAAAGAGACUCAAGGAACCAUGGCAUUAACUCACAGCACAGCCAAUUAGCGGAGUGAGCCACUGGGUUUUGCCUUCCGCACACCAGACUUUCUUUCUCAUCAUGUGGGGAACAACUAGGAUCCACUGAACCAGGAGGGAGCAGUUGCAGAAAACGGACGCACAGGAAGCAACACAACUCAUCUUCUCUUGAAUUUUCCAUCAUUUGGAUACGGAAUAACUCUUCUUCCACUGCGCUGUACGCAACUGUUUUCACAGGAAAACAGUGAAAGUACAAACGUAUCAAAUAGAGAACAUCCAUUCUUUCCUUUGACUGUGACCCUUGACCUUUAGCUGUCAGCAUGAGCGGUCUGGCAGGGAAGCUAGACCCUCGGAGGAUACAAUGGGGCUCGGCGUGGAACACCUUUACAUCCCGCGUCCUGAGGACCAAACCCGUGGAGUCCAUGUUGGAUUCAGCCAUGUCGGGCACUGGCGCACAUGGGACCAGACUGGCCCGGGUGUUAUCUACGGUGGACCUGGUGUCGCUCGGCGUGGGCAGCUGCGUCGGGACAGGGAUGUAUGUGGUCUCGGGGCUGGUUGCCAAGGAGAUGGCCGGUCCUGGGGUCAUUGUGUCCUUUAUUAUCGCCGCAGUGGCCUCCAUACUGUCAGGAGUGUGCUAUGCAGAGUUCGGCGUGCGGGUGCCUAAGACCACAGGUUCGGCCUACACCUACAGCUACGUAACCGUGGGCGAGUGCGUUGCGUUUUUCAUCGGCUGGAACCUGAUUCUGGAGUAUCUGAUCGGCACAGCGGCGGGAGCGUCCGCGCUCAGCAGCAUGGCAGACUCGCUGGCCAAUCACAGCAUCAGCAACUUCAUGAUUUCACACAUCGGGACGCUCAAUGGCUUGGGUAAAGGGGAGCAGUCGUACCCGGACCUGCUGGCGCUGCUGAUUGCUCUGCUGGUGACGGUGAUAGUUGCUUUGGGAGUGAAGAACUCGGUGGGCUUCAACAACGUGCUGAACGUCAUCAACCUCAUCGUGUGGGUGUUCAUGAUGAUCGCCGGGCUGUUCUUCGUCAAUGGAGAGAACUGGGACGAGGGGAGAUUCCUGCCCUUCGGCUGGUCGGGGGUGAUGCAGGGUGCAGCCACCUGUUUCUAUGCCUUCAUUGGAUUUGACAUCAUCGCUACAACAGGAGAGGAGGCCAAGAGUCCCAACACCUCCAUCCCCUACGCCAUCACUGCCUCACUCAUCACCUGCCUCACUGCCUACGUCUCUGUUUCUGUGAUCCUGACUCUGAUGGUGCCGUACACUGAGAUCGACGCAGACGCUCCCCUCAUGGAGAUGUUCGCCAUACAUGGCUGUAUGUUCGCAAAGUACAUCGUGGCGGUGGGCUCCAUAGCUGGACUCACUGUGUCGCUCCUGGGGUCCCUGUUCCCCAUGCCCAGGGUCAUCUACGCCAUGGCAGGGGAUGGCCUGCUGUUUAAGUUCCUGGCCAAUGUGUCUUCCUACACAGAGACCCCCGCUGUUGCCUGUGUGGUGUCGGGCUUCCUGGCUGCCCUGCUGUCCCUCCUGGUCAGCCUCAGAGACCUCAUCGAGAUGAUGUCUAUAGGGACCCUGCUGGCUUACACUCUGGUGAGCCUGUGUGUUCUCCUGCUGCGUUACCAACCUGAGGGCGACAUCCACGGCUUCGUCAACUUCCUCUCUGAGGAGCAGAACAACAAGAGAAAGGAAGGAGUCCUGGCCGAGUGCGAGAAAGACGCUUGCUCACCAACCAGCGAAGCAGACGAGUACGGAGGUCCGGCCACGAACACCUGCGGAGCCAAAAACCUGCCGUCGCUGGGUGACAACGAGAUGCUGAUAGGCAAACCAGAUAAAAACGCCUACACUGCCAGCCACCCAAACUACGGCACAGUGGAUAUGACCACUGGCAUCGAAGCAGAGGAGACGGAGGGCGGGAUGUCCCGGCGGUUGAAGAAGCUCAUCGGACCACGCUACUACACCUUGAGGAUCCGCUUGGGCCUCCCAGGGAAGAUGGACAGGCCAACUGCAGCCACGGGGAAAACUGUUACAGUGUGUGUGCUGCUCCUCUUCAUUUUCAUCUUCGCUUUCUGCUCCUUCAUCAUAUUUGGAGCGAGCAGUAUCGGCGAGGGGCGCUGGUGGGCUUUGCUGCUCUUAAUCUUCUUCAUCAUCUUCCUCUCCCUGCUCAUCAUCAUCAUCCUCCAGCAGCCAGAGAACCCCAAGCGACUGCCCUACAUGGCGCCCUGUGUGCCCUUCGUACCUGCUUCAGCCAUGCUGGUCAACAUCUACCUCAUGCUCAAACUGUCCGCCAUCACCUGGAUACGGUUUUCAAUCUGGUGCCUCGUGGGUGUGCUCAUCUACUUUGGCUACGGCAUGUGGAACAGCACGCUGGAGAUCACGGCCAGAGAGAACGAGGUACACGCUUCCACCUACCAGCGCUACGAUCAAGGCGUGGACGAAGGCUUCUGUGGCUUCGACGACGAUUUCUACCCACCUACCACUGACACCUGGGGAGCGCCAGAGGGGGGAUCGGGGCUCACCCCGCCCCCCGAGGCAAAACCCGACAGUGACGGGGCGCCAACAAAAGGCGGAGGCAGGACCAUUGCCAAUCACGGCCUCGCCGAGGAGGAUCCGAUGGAUUUCUGAAGGGACUGACUCUGUGUUACCCUGAAUGUACUGCCUUGUCUGCUGCCUGGGGAAAGGGAGGGGGAACAGUGGUGUGAGUGCAUGAGUGAUUGUUUGUGUGUGCGCGUGUGUGUGUGUGCAUGCCUGCAUGUGUGUGUGUGUAUUUGUUUGUGCGUCUAACCCUUGGGCUAGAUAGUUUUUUGGCAGUGGAAUGGCUUUUUAUUCACCACGCUCGGCUCCCCAGCUCACACAGCAAAUGAGGACGUCAAGGUCAAGUGUCACAGUCACUUGUUAUUCGCUUACUGGAGUUCCACAUCCCACACAAACACAGAUAGAAAAGUGCAGACGUAGCAGAAGAUGAAAUAUAAUGUGGCUCACUGCACUGUGAGCCAUGAGACAUUGUUUCUGGAGCGAUCCUUUAACUGUACGUGUAGGAAUUUACGGGAUAUAGGAGGAGAAGGUGAUGAGCACAGACAGGGACGGAUGAAUCAGCACCUCUCUUCCUGUUUCAGCACAGGAAAUUUAGAUGACAGCAUGCCAAACCCAAGCUAUUUCCUAUCUACAGGUGUGACUUUCUCUGCUCGUUUUCUUUUCGUGCUCUCGAAAAACCCAGAAACGUCCCUAAAAAUAAAAAAAAACUGCUCUCUAUCUGUCUUUAGAUCUUUCCCUGACUCGUACCAUCUAGCCCAAGGGAUGAGGACCGGAUCAGGAAGAGGGUGUUGAUGUUUUCUGUCACAAAUAGUACUUGGACUUUGCUUGCAAUAGUGCCUUCAUCUACUGUACGUGUAUGUGAGUUUCUGAUUAUGUCCGUUUUCUACUUUAAUUUUGCCUGUGUACGUGCGAGGGUGUAUGCACAAUCAAACUCCACCUUUUACAUCGAUUCUCACGUCUGUGUGUGUGUGUGUGUGUGUAGAUAUAAAGUGUGUCCUUCAGGUUGUUUUACUGUGUAUGUGUAGAUAUUUGUUUUCCUUCUUCCCACUCUUUGCCCCAGCAUGAAGCUCAAAAUCAAUCCACUCGCAACAAAGCAGCUCAUGGUGCAAUGUAACACACACUCGUCAGCCUGUCGGUGUACCUAAGGAGAGGAGAGAGCUGUGUAGAGGAGGAGGGAGAGGAGAACAGGUUGAAUCCUAAUUGACAACCUGCAUGGUUUAUUGUGAUGAAUGUCAUAUUUUCUGUGUGCUCGUCUCUCCGUUGAUGCAGUCGUUGCUGUUUACCGGGACGGGGAAGGAAUUAAUUUUCAGUUCAUUCAAUUCAGAAAAUGGAUUUUCUGCAUGGUUUGUAUCUUUGCUCCCAGAGUAGGAAACAAAAUAGGGACUGUACGCACAUUAUUAUUGUGGGAGAGGGGUCAGAAAAGGGGAGGAUUGAUUUUCUUUUCGCUGUUGGGAGGGCAGGUUGGGUGAGGCUCAUUUAAUUUAUUUCACUUCUCCCAGGUUUUUAUUUUUCUGUAUGCGACAUUCAGAGCAGCAAACCCAGAUGUAGCAGAGUAAUGCUAUCCUGAGCACAUUACCUCUGUUUGGCUACGUGUGCAUUUCUGUAUCCUAUUAGCUAGCUCACUGCUGCUGCUCUGCGCUGCACCCAUAUGGCGGUUACUGCUGAUAUCUGGAUGGUGUCAUUGUGGAAGUGUAGCGCACACCCUCCGUUUCCCCCGGGUUAUGGCCAGUAGCCCUGUCAGCACUGUUGCUGUUGUUUAGUUUAUGGAGUUAGCACCGUUAGCUGCUAGCCGUCGGUUUAGCUACCUCCAUGUUGAGAACCGUCUCCAGACAACUCGUAUGCUCCAAGUUUAUAAUAUUUCCUUAGCAGAUUAAAGUCUGGCUCAAACUAAAGGUGUUUUGGGCCUGUUUAUCCCAGAUUCAUUCCUCCUGACAGUCAGAGGAAAAAUUUGAGACCUCAGUCGGUGCUGUUCAGCCCUGCUAGUGUGAGGGGUUCAGAUCCAGUCUUAAACCUCCCAAUCUGCUCCCAAACCCAUCGGGGCCGCCCAGAUAAUUUUCAAACGUUUAAUAUUUAGGAGUUAAAUUCUGGGUGAUUACAGUUAUGAUUGCGUAGUAUUAGGUAUUGCCAAGCAUCGAUAACAUUUUAGCCCUAGGGGCUAACAUUGCUAGCAACUACGACAGAUAUUAAAGUAGUUAGAAUCUCACCUCCAGCUCUCACUGAAGAAACGGCGACCUGUGUUUACCGUGUCUCUCCAACUAUUUUCUCAUCCAGACUCGUUUAGCCUUUUACUUUUCUUUUGUCUGUUCUUUUUUUCCUUACCGCAAAGUUGUCGUACCACGUUAGCUUAGCUUCCUCUUUGAGAUCACAUGAGGUGGUGCAUUACUCCUACUCUGCCGUGUUAAUCUUAAUAUUGUCUUGUAGCGUGUGAUGUGCCAUUAUUUUUAAAUCUUGUAGUGUGUGCGCUUUUGACAUUAGCGACGCUAAUUUUGCGACGCUUUACUACUGUGAGUGAAUGCUAGAAUAUUUUGUUUACUUGCUUCGUACAUGUGAAUAACUUGCGUCAUGCGCGUGUGUAAUCACUGAAUUGAUCAAUUAACUUCCGCCGGUACGUCCUUGGCAUCAAACGUCUCGCAGGACGGAGGAUCUCAAUGCUGAUUGGCUAUUUUUGCGCGAAUUAGUCACUUAAGUUCGGAUUUUUCAGCUCUCACGGAUAAGUGUAUGACGCGAAAUCACACUACUUGCUUAAUUUGUGUUAUUCGCGCCACAUCUUUUGCGUCCAGCUCGCCACCCAGCGGGAAUUCACAUCUAAUUGCGUCUUUACAUUGACUUUACGUUUAAUUCUGGCACACAUAUUGUUUUAUCUGCACCCAGUGUGAACACAUCAGCCAAAGCCCAGUUUAAGUUAUUAAGUAGUUUUUAAUGAUGAAUUCAGUUGUACUAAUACUGAUGAAUUAUUUUCAGUUGCUGGGGCAGGGUAUUUCAGUUUAUGUCUAAGUCAAGGGGAUGGUUCACCCUCCUCCCUUACAAUAGUAAUAUUUGUACAGUCCCUAACUGUAAACAAGUUUUAAUUUGACAUUGAGUGAACUGAAAUAUAAUCCCUCCUCUUCCAUCUUUCUCUCCUUUCUCCUCCCCUCCUCUGCUGUUUUUAUCCUCUACUUCCACCAUUCCUCUGCACUUCCAGCCCAACUCUUCCUUCAUCUAUUCCCCUCCUCACCCUGCACUUGAUAUUCAUCCGGCCAUGUCAGCGGGGAGUUGCCACUCUUAGGUCACAAGUGAUAGAGCAGGGAUUGGUUUCCAGUCAGGAUUUGAAACGGCAAUCUGUUCAUAGCCUGACGCUACAUUAGCUCCGGUUUCACCUCAGGGUGUCUGCUAUCUCUCUUCUGAUUUGACACCGGAGCGUUUACUCCUCUCCCCGGCUCCCAGUGGUUCUGUUCCAACCCAGGCCCGAACCAGUCUGAGUGAGCCUCCCUGCUGCCCCUUCCUUGUCAUGUAGCUAGUGUUGAAGUCCCACUCUUCACGUUUCCUACUGUUGCUGCACGCUGAAGAGAUAUUGUGAAAACCAAUCAAAUGAAACCAUGAUCCUGCAGAGCCCAGUGUGUAGGACAUGUAAGCUAAUGCUGCCAGAUUACAGAGGUUUGAUUCUACACUAAGAAUGUAUGCACUUAUGGCACUGUAAGGGAUUUUGGCAAACACCAAAUAGCAUACUGUUAUGUUAUUAUGUUGAGGGUGGGGGCACUUCUACAAUAGCUGCUGCUGUGUGCCCUGAUUGUCCUCCUUGUUGUCCCUCUUGCCCCCCUGUUGCUGCAUCUGUCCCUUCCAGGGAAGCCUUAUUUGUCUAAUGCACUAAAUCUAAGGAUGCCACGCUGAACCCCCACCCUACCUCUGCUCCGCCCACAUCUAUCCUCACUCUAAAAAGUUUCUGUCACAUAGUAAUAGGCCCUUUGGUGUCGUCCGGUGUAAUGAUUGUGAUACCCAAAAACAGCCCACUGACAGAGGAAUAACGCUCGUAUUAAACGAUUCUGCAGCUUGCCAGUACAGAGAGUAGUGUAGCCUUACUGUAGUGUAGUAGAACAUAGUGGUGAACUGGUGUGGGCCGUCCUGACUUUUAUACAGAAAUUGGAGUGCCCAUCAAAGACCAAUCAUGACUGUAGCUAAAAUUAAUUGAUUGAUAUAUUUUAUUUUUAACAUUUAAAUAAAAUAAAACAAAAACAGAUAAAAACAAAACAAAUAACAAACUAAAGGGACGGUAACCUACACAACAAACUCAAAAGAAAGAGGGAGGGAGGGAGUUUACCUUCUACAAGUGAAAGUUGCACAUGGUGUAUAUUUUACAAGCUGAUCCCAGGAUUCUUAAACUCACUAUAUUCUAAAUUCGACUACCUUUAGACCAACAAGAGAGAUGUAAUUUAUAAAUGCAGUAUUUCUCAUAGGGAAAUAAAAAUGUAAAUAAUAACUUAAAAGUGUAUAACGUCUUUUUUUUGGUGUCUCGUAAAAUUUCAGAAGGAAGUAGGCUUCAUUAUUUUCAAAAGUCCUAGCUUCAGCCCUGAGACCAACAAUUUUGUUGCCUUUUUGUUACUAUAAUUAGUUCCCUAGGUGGUGCGCCGGGCUUUGAAGCCAAUGUUCAUAGCGGCCAAAUAAUGUAAGUGCAUCUGUCACGUGGUAACAUUUGGCCAAGAUAGACUUUUUUUCCAAUAGAUUUACAAUGUCAGAGAGACGUUGGUAAAUCAGUAGAUGCAUUUUCUAGCGUCACAACCCCCGCAGAAUGAUUGGUUUCACUAUCGGGAUUAAAUCCUUCCAGUCCGAUAACAUUCAGAAAAUCUAGAGCAGUGGAUUUCAAUCGGGAUGCCUAUCCAGGUGUUCCAUGGGAUUUAUUUGGGAAUAUUAUUCAGUAUUCAGCUGGGCCUGUACAAAAAGUUAUGAAUGAAUUUUUAAUUAACUAUCAGCAUUUUCCAUUUCUUAACAAAGACGCAAACUCCAGCUAAAAAAAUUGACUUCAUUUAAUUUUAAAACCUUGUGUGCGACACAUCAAAAGCCCUGAUUGGCAGCCAGUGUGAAGGAUGAUAACAGUUAAAUGGAGAAAGCUGUGAGUGGGACAAUGGAUCGCGCAUCAGAGAAGACGACCUACCACUGAAAGAAAAGACAAAAGUAGUAGACAGUGUCACGAAAGCUACCUGUCUUAUUUUACUUAUUUUUAUCAUCUUAUGUCGUGGUAAGAGUAAUAACACAUGUUUUAGAAGCUAUUGUGCACAGAUCUACAUACAGGUGUGCACAGAAAGUUUGGAAACCACUGGUCUAGAAGAGCCACACAAUUUAACAAUUUUAACCCCAUUCAAGUUAGCAGAGCGCUUAGACGCAAUUAGCCCACUUGGCUAGCAUAAAUCUCUGGUGCGCCUGCUCAGUGGGCCACACAGUACAGAAGCAGUGCUCGUUAUUUGGAUGAUUUUAUAUUGAAAUUAACUUUUUUGACUUCAUGCCCCACUGAGCAACUUUCAUAGGAAUGAACAGGGCCCCGCCUCUAAUGCUGUAUCCAAGUCUCUUUAUAUAUCCAUGACCAGAACCUUGAUCUGUCCUUUACUAAGUCAUCUGCUUUAGUUGCCUAACCUUAUAAAUACUUCAGUCAACUUUUGUGACAGGAAUGUAGAAUAUGUUUGGCACAAGGAAUUACCAAUAUUUUUAGAAGAUAUUGAAGAUUCUCAGUCAUCCGGGUCAUGAUAUUUGUAAGUGCUAUUUCCAGGCAACUGGACUUGCUUCAAGAAACUCAAGCAAGUCGAGCUGCCUACGAUAUAGCACUGAUGUUGCCAUUGAGGUUUUGCAGAAUUGUCCAAUAUCAACGUUUUGUCUGUGAUAGGGUUGGAAAAAAACAGCACAUCCCAAAACACUUGCACACUGUUGUAUUUCUAAUAAGCCAAAAUCCCCUCUGUACCCACAUCACCUCCCGACUCAGCCAAAAGAGUCCAGCCGUUUUGCAUCCAGCCAAAACAAGACGGCGAAUUCAGGCGUUGCCAUGCCUCUGACACUGGACUGUACAGUCAACAUACUAUAUUAUCUGCUCUAUGUGUGUGUGUGUGUGUGCAUACGAGUGCGUGAAUGCAUGUACAGUAUGUGUGCGUGUGUUUGUGGUCUAUGCCUGCGCCUCAAUGUGACCGUCUGGUGAAUGUGUAGCAUGCUCUCAUGCACAAGGCCCAGACUGUAUAUGUUGUACUUUGCAUGUGGUGACUGAUCGCUACGAGACAUAAUAGAACACUAAACCAAACCAAACGCAGGCUUAGUUCUGAUACCUGGGUACGCUGCUGGCCUCUGUGCUCAGGGAGGAUUUAACUGGUGUAUUACAAUCGAAUCAGCUACAACAGCGUCAUUGUUCCGGAUCCUCACGCAGACUCCCGUCACUUCUGUUCAGAUUCAAACCAAGACCUUUCGUAUACUUAAUAAAAUAUUAUGUUAAAUGCCAAAUGAAUUCUCUGAGUUUAAAGAAGAUUAUUUGCUGUAUGUCUAAGCUCGUGCUGUAAUCUCCUCACCCAGGUAUGGGAACCAGGGCUCCGUUUGAAAAGGGAGUAGAACAUGUAGCAAACACAUGGGUGUGUCCCUCAACCACUGACAGUAUGCCUACUUCCUGUAUAUCCCUUUUCUCUACCACAACCUCUGCAAGCCAAAGUCCGCAAUGUUUGUUUACUUUUCACAUACAGGAGACCGUAGUUUCUUCGAAGUGAACACUUAAGAUACAACAGAGCUAAUCGUUUCUCUGGGGGGAGUCUGCUAAUAAGCUAACAAGGAGAUUUUUUUGUUCCUCACGGUGACUUUAGUCAACAGUGCAAUGCUCAUUUUUUUUUAAGAAAU